This is a messenger RNA of Paramormyrops kingsleyae, 2065 nucleotides long. It is a transcript of the gene kctd14, whose product is annotated as potassium channel tetramerization domain containing 14. Gene Ontology annotation, biological process: protein homooligomerization. Gene Ontology annotation, molecular function: protein binding. The record is from RefSeq and is a predicted model, not a curated record. Lineage: Eukaryota; Metazoa; Chordata; Actinopteri; Osteoglossiformes; Mormyridae.
UGGGCCAGAUUGAGAUACAUAGGUCUCCCAACGAUUUUGGUCACACCCUGUUGCAAAUUUAACCCUGUUGAACCAGCUGACGGCGGUUGCUAUUGCUGCUUGUAUGGGUUUUUUCUGUGAAGUGAACCAUAAGUACCAGUUUGUACCUUUGCUUGUCACUGGGGCCGUACCCUCAAGGGUCUGCUAAUUGUACCCUAAAGCUGUGGGUAAUUGUGUCUUAAGAGAAUGAAAUGGACUCCCAACAUUUCUGUACCAUUGUCAGUAUAUUAUUGGAUUUUGUACAUUGAGGAUGUUCCUUGGACUCCAUUUCUGUACUUUAGGGUGCAAUCCCAGAGACAAGGGCAGGUACAAACUGGUCCUUUUUCUGACGGUACUUUAACAUAAUUGUUAAAAUAGUGUUUUACUUGUCAGUCUUUCAACUUGAGCCCAGGUGAGGGUUACGGUAAGAAAGUUGUGUUGAUGUAAAAGGUGAGAAUAUACCUACUAGGAUUUAGUCUUGCUGUAUUCGCGUUCACUCCUAUAGGCUACCUGUUUAUUUUUUUGUAAAUGUGUCGGCAGAAAUCGCGAUUUGGCAGUAAGGUUAUUAUUUGAUAUGUUCUAAAUUGAAUUUGCAGUGUUUUAGUGUCCGGUAUGAUCAUUGUCACUUUGUUGCAUGGAGUUUAAGGUGUGCUGUGACAGACCUCCCUUCCGCCCAGGAUGUUGUUUUAUGGGCAGAAGAUAAACGUUACAGAAAACCGAACUACACACCGCUUUAGUCACGCUCUCGGGGAAACUUAAAUGUUAUCUCAAGCGUAGGAGUGGCUUUCGCUGGUAACCACACCCGGCAAACUAAUGCACCUGUCCUCCCUGCGACAAGUACACUGAAGGGACAAAUACGUAUUCUGGUCGAAAAGUAGAAGAAUGAGUCUCCCUGAUUACAGGUCCGCCGGAAAACAGUCCGCUCCCAGCAUUCAGCUGCAUUCGCCGAUCGUGCAGCUGAAUGUGGGCGGGAGGCUGUACAGCACGUUGCUCAGCACUCUCCGGCAGUGUCCCGGCUCCAAGCUGGCGGACAUGUUCAGUGGCUCGCCCAAGCUGCGCACAGACGCCGAGGGGCGCCACUUCAUCGACAGGGAUGGCACGCACUUCGGGAAGGUCCUAGAGUUCCUGCGCUCAGAGACGCUACCCUCGGAGAACGUGUGGGAGGUGUACAGGGAGGCCCUCUUCUAUGACUUGAAGCCCCUGGUCAAGCAGCUAGAGGAAUCGGCCCCGCUUUUUGGGGAGAUGGUGGCCAGGCAGCAGUUCCUUGCCAGGGUACCUAACUACAAGGAGAACCUGGAGGUGAUCAUCAGGAUCGCCCGUGCUGAGGCCAUGGCAUCCCGCCACUCUGACGUCAUCGUCUGCAUUCUGAGGACGGAGGAGGAUGUGACCAGGUACAACAAUGCCAUCAACGACUUGGAUGCCAACAAGGAGUCGGUGGUGAGAUUUGGGCCAUGGAAGGCCUCACCCACUGUCGGAGACCUUCUGGACUGUAUCAAAAAGGACAUCGAGGCCAAAGGCUACAAGAUUAGUUUUAAGCCCCACAGUGCAGAGAAGGGGUUCGUUUUUAAGAGUUAUGACUUUUUCCACAAAUUAAUUUUCACAUGGUGGUAACUAGUUCACUUCCCCUGAAAUUUUGUGGAUGCCAAAUUCUGGUUAUGGAAGUGACUGAUCAUUUAAAGCCAAUCAAGCUGUAACCACAAGAUUCAAAUCUAGUCUUAUAAUCUUCUUAAAAUCUUUACAGUGAAACACAGUGUUGCUCUGUGGUACAAGAACAUUCCACAAGGAUUUUUUUUUGCCUUGUGUCUUUUAGAAUUUAAUAUAAGAGAACGACAAUUCAUUCAAUACAUACAUUUAUAGUCAGAGAUUUGUGUCAGCUGCUACAUUUGGAAACCUUGUGCUGGCAAAUAUGCUGUACCUACUUCCAUCAGAAAGUAUAUCGGUAUAGCUGCAUAUCAGUGAGCCAGCUGUCCAAUUCAUUGUAAUAAGGCAUGUAGUAUCUCAAAUUGUAAAUAAAGACUCCACAUCAAAUAAAGAUAAAUUAAACCAA